This is a messenger RNA of Microthlaspi erraticum, 495 nucleotides long. The record is from the annotation of a GenBank genome assembly. Lineage: Eukaryota; Viridiplantae; Streptophyta; Magnoliopsida; Brassicales; Brassicaceae.
AUGGCGGCGGGAGAUGAUACCACACCGACCGAAACACCGACCGUCACCGUUGCUCAGCUGGAGGCUCUCACAGCUCAGAUGAAGCAGAACGAAGAACGACUUGCGCAAAUCCAGGCGGAGAACGCAACCCUACGAGCAGAAAACGCGUCAUUGGUUCAGGCUCGCAAUAGAUAUCGAGCACCGGUUCCUCCUAUGCAAUCGUUCGACACUCCACCACUUACGGGUGCAACAGGAGCAGCCCUAGGACAGGAGCUACCGACGCUGCGCAAGCGAUUGGAGGCUAUGGAGCUCUUGCUCGCGCGACUUCCAGGAGUAGCUCCUCCAAUCACCAAAAGUGCUCCUAAUUGCUAUGCAGACACUCCCUUCACGGAUGCCAUCGCGUUGGUUGAGAUGCCAAAGAAGUUCAUCGUCCCUUCAAUGAAGAUGUACGACGGGACGACCGACCCUGAUAAUCAUAUAGCCAGUACAAGCAACGCAUGUUCACAACGGCAAUAG